Molecule: messenger RNA, 687 nt
Organism: Uranotaenia lowii
Lineage: Eukaryota; Metazoa; Arthropoda; Insecta; Diptera; Culicidae
Exons: 2
Coding region: 1-687 (228 amino acids)
Source: RefSeq, a predicted model, not a curated record
AUGCACCAUCCUCGCCACACACCACCUCUACCUUCCACCCACGCCACCUACCACCCACGCCUCCUACCCACACUACACACCACCCGCAUCACCUACCACCAACGCCACACACCACCUACCACCCACGCUACCUACCAUCCACGCCAUCCACAUCACCCAUGCCACACGCCACCUACCCCCAAGCCACCUAACCCACACCACCUGCCAUCCACCAUCCUCGCCACACACCACCUCUACCUUCCACCCACGCCACUCACCACCCACGCCACCUACCACCCACGCCACACACCACGUCUUGUGACCUACCACCCACGCCACCUACCCACACCACCUACCAUCGACGCCACACACCACCUACCACCAACGCCACACACCACCUACCACCAACGCCACACACCACCUACCACCAACGCCACACACCACCUACCACCAACGCCACACACCACCUACCACCCACGACACCUACCACCCACGACACCUACCACCCACGACACCUACCACCCACGACACCUACCACCCACGACACCUACCACCCACGACACCUACCAUCCACGAGACCUGCCACACACCACUAACUACCAACGCCUCACCACCAGUGAUGCCACAUUUUUAUCGAAGGAUGCUCCAGCUCCGAAGGAGGACGAAGUGGGACACAACCCAGCAUCCCAGCAACAUCUCCCGAUAUAA